Messenger RNA from Penicillium argentinense, 1821 nucleotides. RefSeq lists its product as uncharacterized. Gene Ontology annotation, biological process: protein folding. The transcript is spliced from 4 exons. The coding region runs from base 1 to 1821 and encodes 606 amino acids. The record is from RefSeq and is a predicted model, not a curated record. NCBI's taxonomy places the organism in Eukaryota, Fungi, Ascomycota, Eurotiomycetes, Eurotiales, Aspergillaceae. Gene Ontology annotation, molecular function: alpha-tubulin binding.
AUGAGCGACUCACUUGUGGGCCAGCGCCGGUCCUUUGAUGGUCAGCUAUGCACCAUUCGCUAUGUAGGUAGUGUUCAGGGCACCACCGGCGACUGGCUAGGCGUUGAAUGGGACGACCCAACUCGAGGGAAACAUGCGGGGGAGCAUAAGGGCGUCCGCUAUUUCACAUGCCAAAGCACCUACCCCACGGCGGGGUCUUUCGUUCGCCCCUCAAGACCAUCCGAGCUGCCCAGAAGCUUUCUGGAGGGUCUCCGUGCGAAGUAUGCCUCCGAAUCCGAACAGGAGCUUGUGAAAGAGUCCCUGACAGGCAAUAUUCCGCCAAAGACAGCCAUUGAGAUCAGUGGUAAGGUUGUUGAAGAAGUUGGCUUCGACAAAAUUCGCAAACAGCUCGCCGAGCUACAAGAACUGCGGAUUGUGUUACUGGACGGCCUACGCAUAUCGGGAGUUCUAUCCUCCUAUGACCAGCCGGAGGAUGAGGUUUCUCGGUUGGCACCAGAGAUUGCAUCUACUUGUCCCAAGGUUAUGGAGCUGGACCUUAGCCGCAGUUUAUUGACCCGCUGGCGUGAUAUUUGGCAAAUUUGUAACCAGCUCAAGAAGCUGAAGAAAUUGAGGUUAAACGGCAAUCGGUUGCAUGCUUUGGAAGAUAGCCUUGUGUUCGAGGCAAUCACCGAACUGCAUCUAGAAGAGACCCUGUUGAGUUGGGAAGAGAUUGUGACCGUGGCAUCGCGAUUCCCAUCACUUACAUCACUCACAGCUUCCGGGAAUCAGCUCUCCACACUCUCACGCCCGCUGACCAGCAGCAUUACGAAGCUGACGCUCGAGAACAACGAGAUCACUUCGCUAUCUGCCAUUCGGCAUCUGGCGAGAAUGCCAAACCUCGAGCACAUUUCGCUACGAGGAAACAAUAUCACCUCCAUCAAUGACGACAAAGAUACCAAGCCGGACUUCUACUUCCCACACACUGUCUGUUCCCUCGACCUCUCCCGCAACAACAUCUCCUCAUGGGCCUUCCUGAACGACCUUUCUAGCAUGUUCCCAUCACUUUCAACCCUGCGUAUUUCUGGAAACCCUCUCUAUGACCUCUCUCCCCUUCCGCCUUCAGUCGCAGCAGCGACGUCAACAAUGGGCGCCUCCAAACCCAUGACGGUUGACGAGGCAUUCAUGCUUACGCUAUCCCGCUUCCCGCCUUCACUUCGCAUGCUGAAUUUCAGUACCAUCUCUGUUCAAGACCGCUCCAAUGCAGAGAUGUACUACCUUUCCCUCAUUGGCAAGGAGCUAUCUGCCACUGCCGAAACAGAAGAACCAGAAAUCCUUGCCGCGCACCCGCGCUAUAACGAGCUAUGCGAUCAAUACGGUGCACCAACAAUCACUAGGGCAAUCGUGGGGGAUGGCUCGGGUGGAAGGACGAUCCAUCCCCGGUCCGUAGCCGCGCGACUAGUCAAGAUGGCAUUCCGUUUACAAGGGCAGUCAGGCGGGUCCGAUAUGCAAGUCCAACUCAAGGAAAUCCCCACUUCAUUCGAUUCCUACCAGGUGAAAGCUCUAGUCUCACGGCUUUUUGGGCUCGAGCCCUAUAGUUUCAAGCUCAUAUGGGAAACGGACGAGUUUGACCCGGUGGAGACAACGACCUUGGACGAUGGCAAGGCUGAUUGGGAUGAGGAUAGUGAGGACGAGAUGCAUGCUUUUGAUCGCGCUUCUGCAUCCGCCGAUACGAGCCGAUUUGUUCGGAGAGAAAUUGAGCUAGUGGAUUCCACGAGAGAUAUCGGGUUCCUGUUCCAGGGGGAACUGGGAGAAGUGAAGAUUCGGGUGGAAAUGUCUGUAUAG